UUGUGUUUGGUGCCAUUACUGGCAUUAGUCCCAAUGAUGUCUUUCUGAGUGAGGACGUCGCACGCUAAUUUCUCACUCUUACUCUAAGUACUUGCCAGCCUGUUGUGGUGAUCACUUCAUUUCGUUCUGAGCAGGUCAUUGAAAUAAUUAGGACUAGGAGUUGAGUACAGUAGCGUAGGCCCUUUCUCGGUCACAACUACCGGUACUGACUCUGUACUUCUAGUAGAUCUACUAAGUGUCGAUCUACGUGUCUGUAUCGCGGUUGGGGACGCCAAGCGCGGUAUCCCUGCCCCUCCAUGAUUGUUGAUGUGAUGGGCAAUGAUGGACCAAAUUUUGUUGAUGUAGAACGCAUAGCGCAAAGGCGAAUCGUGGUCAACUACCAAGGACUCGCCGCAAGGCCGGCGUUGUCAUGGAGUUUGACGAGGUGUCAGAGUUCCAGUCCAUGCUUGCUAGCGGUUAUCGGGAAAGCCUGGCGUUGACCAGUGUCUACCCGUUGAAUGAUAAUCUUGAGCCAGUCAGCCCGCUUCUAGUCAAGCCUCGCUUACUGGCGACCAGGAAGGUCAAGAAACGGGUCAGCCAGGUUGUCAAGGUUGUUGGGCCAACCGAGAAGGAAGAGGUCAGCCUGUACUCGAUGAUUCGCGCUGAACAGUCGCCGUCCCUGGUCUCCAUUGUCGGCGGUAAUGGCUCUGGAAAGAGCACCGUGCUACAUCAGCUUGCUCUUGCAUGGGCCCUUCUGAGAGCGGAUAGCGCCUAUACCGACAGCAAGGGCGAUAAUAAGGGUCAUCAGGCUGUGCCGAAUCACCUGAAGUGGGUUUCUCAAUAUGAGUUUGUCCUGCUGCUUGACAUGGAGCUGCUCAAUGCCAAUGGGGAAGAGGAAAGCAUCAAGGAUCUUAUCCGCACUCAACUCGUCUCUAACGAUAGCUUAGUGAGAGUUGGCCGUAUCUGGCGACACUUACAGGACAGCGAGCAAAAGGUACUGGUCCUGCUUGACAAUCUCCACUGCGUCCAGUCACUGAGAAUGUCACAGCUGAACCUGCUCUUCCAGCGGCACGAGGAUGCGCUGCCGCACGCCAACAUGGUCACGACGUGCAGCGACAACUGCGAGAUGCCGGUUCCGUUUCACCAGAUCACCAGGCGGCUGCAGAUUGCCGAGCUGUCCGUGGACGAGCAGAAACAGCUAGCUGCCAUGCAAUUUGCCUUACCUGCAGAUUCACGGGAUGUUCAGCAAUGUGUAAAGCAGAUCCAUGAGAACCCGUUCAUCAGCGAGCUGGCCAGUGCACCGUUCACGUUCAUGAUGGCGUGUGCCGCCUGGAAGCGCUUGGGUGACGUCCCGCCGACGGUAGCAGCACUACUCCAGUACACUAUCCAGAUACAGGUGGAGCGUGUCUACUACCGUGGCUUUCAGGAGGUGCAAACCGACGACGACAUUCCCGUGCCCGUUGCCGACGGUCUGCGCAAGCUCGGCCAGUUGGCGGUCACGUGCCUAGAGUCGCAGAAGCUGACUUGCGAUGCCGUGGCCGUGGAGGCAUGGUGUACCUGGCCACCAGAGCUGCUGCAGCUUGGUCUGCUGAGGAAGCGCAUGAUAUCCAUGCAGGGCAAGACUGGCCACAUCUACGCUUUCCUUCACAAGUCCAUUGCAGACUAUGUUGCUGCUAUGUGGCUGUCGUUUGACCCGUACGUCGAGACGUGCAAGCGUCCGCUACUGGACGACUCGAGUCAGUUUAGCCGCGUGAUGUCCGCACCGGACUCUGAUCACGAGCGUCUGACGUUCAGCCACUGCCUGGAGAGCAACAUCAGUCAGUUCAACAUGGUCUAUCGCAUCGCCUGCAGCCUGGUGCCGGAGAGCAAGGCAGUGCGCCUCAUCACUGCACUCAAUCACAAAGUGCAGAAAUGUGAUUCGGAGGUGACGCGUAUGGACUUCACUGUGCUAGUUCUGCACUGUCUCUAUGAGUGCACGGCUAGCGGUGACCUGUGUGAUCUUGUCUCGCAGAUACUCGGUAACCCAAUCAGGCUGCAUGCCUUUGACAGCUCGCUUGGCCUGAGUGGAGCAGACCUGUGUGCCCUGGCUUACUACCUGCAUCACUGCAGCGUACGUGUUGGUCACAUUGCAGUGGAGGCAGGGCCAUCGGCUGACGACGCCGCCGUCCACAAGUUCCUUGGCGCCAAAGGCCUGAAAGUUGUCAGGUUCAGCUGGCACAACUGGCAGCAUCGCAACAACAAAACUGCCAUUGGCCAGUGCACGGCCAUCGGGAAAGCACUGCAGAGGCCAUCGUGUGCCAUUUCACAGCUAAAGAUUGCACUGACAUCGCUGACGGACAAUGUUGUACAGGACCUGGCCUUCGGUCUCAAAGUCAACGCAUCCGUGCAGCAUCUCACGCUAUGCAACCUAGCACCGUAUGCCGUGCCGGAGGAUUUGCUCAGCGAUCACGGCGUCAGGCGCCUUGCUGCCGCUCUGGAGCUGAACACCACACUUACGUCACUGUGCUUACCGGGCAGUGCAAUGACAGUGGAGGGUAUCAAGUACCUAGCACGGCACCUUGAAUCACCCUACUGUGUACUGGAGCAGCUUGACCUCUCGCCGGUUAGGUAUAUCGGUGACGGAGCCGUCAAGCACCUGGCCCAGUCACUGCAGCGCAACCGUACCCUGAAAACAUUACGGCUAUCAAAGGCCAUGAAAGAUGUACAGUCAGCCGUACCAGAGCCAGGACAGACUGCCAUCACCAACGAAAGUGCACAAUCCCUUUCGAUGAUGCUGCAAGCCAACAAAUGCCUUCUGUGUCUUGACAUUCAAAACCAUGACAUUGGUGACCAGGGCGCCAUCUUCUUGGCGGACGGACUGAUGCGCAACAGUACGCUGACAUCACUACUACUGGGCUGGUCUCAAAUUGGCAGCAAUGGCUACGAGCGUUUACAGCAGGCCUGGAACUCUUCUGAAAGCCUAGUGACCCUUGACGUGACAUACUUUGAGCAGGACAGCUUUGUUUCACCGGCAUCACCCAACCCUGAAGCCGCGAGGGAGAUUGCGCAGGCUGAACACAAGCACGCGUCCGUUUCUUUCGCCGAGGCGUAACCCAACUCGAUCAGCAUACAGCGCACACACACACAUGGACUCAUUGGCACCAUUAUUUUUCAGACAGUAUCGGAGCAGGCCCUCCCAUUAUCAAUGCACAGACAUAGCCAUACAUACAGACCAUCCAUCCCACCAGGUGCUGAAGUUGUUAACCUUUGAGUAGUAUCAUCCAACUCAAAAUUGGAUUCAUUCUUUUAAAACAUAUUUUAUUCCUUUAUCAAUUUCCCUACAAGUCGAUUGAGAAAUGUUUUCAUUUUUUUUACCUUGCAGUCCAGAGACCCUAUUUGAUGACGUAUUUUCGUAAACAUGAAUUGGCUGCAUGCAGUACCAUCUACACAUCCUGAAAAAGGUUUUCCCUGGUAAUAGUCUUGAAUAAAAUGCUAUGACUAUGACGUUACCAUGAAACGUUACACAGUUCACAUCAGAUUCUAUAUUAUUCAACAACAUGUACAUUGACUGCUGGCAGUUCAACAUGGAUUGAAAAAUUUCACUUUCAUCUUUACUAGCUUCCUAGAUUCCUAGCUUUCCUUGAUUUUUGACCAUCACUUUACUUUCACCAAUCCAUUUCAGUUUUACUUUUUUAAGUAUUUUUUUUAAUAAAAAAAUAUUUGCAGGA
Molecule: messenger RNA, 3686 nt
Organism: Sycon ciliatum
Lineage: Eukaryota; Metazoa; Porifera; Calcarea; Leucosolenida; Sycettidae
Product: NACHT, LRR and PYD domains-containing protein 13-like
Exons: 18
Coding region: 410-3070 (886 amino acids)
Biological process (GO): positive regulation of inflammatory response
Cellular component (GO): cytoplasm
Molecular function (GO): protein binding
Source: RefSeq, a predicted model, not a curated record